CCUCACACAUCAAACCCCUUCAAAUUCAACUCCAAACCCACCAAAAUGUCGUCCCAAUUGAUCGCCAACCACCGCGAAAACGCUGAAGUAUACACAGGCGAAGCCCUCUGCAAGCAAAAAUCGCGCGAACUCCUCGAGAAAAUCUCUCUCCCCACCGGUCUUCUCCCCCUCGAGGACUUCGUUGAGGUCGGGUACAACCACACCACGGGAUUCGUUUGGGUGAAGCAGAAGAAGAGCAAGCAGCACAAGUUCCAAGCGAUCGGCAAGUCGGUGUUCUACGAUACGGAGGUCACGGCGUUCGUCGAGGAACGUAAGAUGAAGAAACUGACAGGUGUCAAGAGCAAGGAGAUUCUGAUCUGGGUCACCAUCUCAGAGAUCUAUAUCGACGACCCGAAAUCGGGGAAAAUCACCUUUGGGACUCCGACUGGAAUUUCCAGGUCUUUUCCGGCGUCGGCGUUUGAGGCAGAGAAUUAGGGGGUUGAUUUCUAAUUUGGUGAGAUCUGAGGGUUGGAAACGUUAUUAAGUGCUUUUUAUGAUGUAAUGGAGUUAUUAUUAUGUUUUUCCCCUGCAAUUAUGCUAUUAUUGUUAUUAUCGGAUAUGGGUUUUUACUUCUUACCAUAUGUAUUUUAUUCUGAUAUUUAAUUGUUUUAGUUCAAUUGUAGCUGAUGGGUUUAUAAAAUAAAGAACAGUUUAGAUUAAGGGUUUAGUGUUUUAUGUUUUUUUUUCUAAAAAAAACUGAAAAUUUGGUGGAUGUUUUGAAAAGUUGUUUGUUAAGAUUUUCUCCAUAAAGAA
Messenger RNA from Ilex paraguariensis (yerba mate), 792 nucleotides. Lineage: Eukaryota; Viridiplantae; Streptophyta; Magnoliopsida; Aquifoliales; Aquifoliaceae. The record is from the annotation of a GenBank genome assembly.